GGCGUGCAACAAUCUCGAAUGGACGAAUCAGCGCCGCUGCCCAGGCGUUAAGAUGGCCGCUUGCCUUAGCUGACAGCGAUUCUGCAGACUCUUCCUCUCCGCACCCCUGGCUUUCUCGUGUCCCUUCUUCUCCCUUCUCUCUCUCUCUCUCUCUCUGUCUCUGUCUCUCCCUUUUUCAGCAUCAUCAUGGCCAACGACACCAUCACCUGCUACAGCUACAACGGCGUAGCCUAUGAUAACAACGUAAAAUGCCCCAACUCCGACUCGUGCUGUGCAACGGCUGCCCAAUGUCGCGAUGAUCGGCUUUGCAACUCCAACGACGACCGCGACAUCAUCGUCAGAGCAGUCUGUGUCUAUAAACCGUGGACACUGGCUACCUGUGCUCAAAUCUGUCUCUAUGAUGAUAAGAGAGGCUAUCUUCCCCGCGUCAACGUCUGCUCCGACGGGAGUUAUUGCUGCGACAACGAUACCACCUGCUGCGUUGACAAGGCCGGUUUUUUCCUCACGGACGGCGUGAUCACCGGUCGUGCGAAUGACACAACCACCACUACAUCCUCCGCCACACCAACCACCUCCCUGACCUCCUCUACCUCCCCCGCAUCCGCCACUGCCUCUGCGACAGACACAUCCUCGUCCGGCCUCUCAUCAGGCGGCAAGAUCGGCGUCGGCGUUGGCGUCGCAGUAGGCGGUCUUGCCAUCCUCGCUCUCGCCCUCUUCUGGUUCCUCUGGCGACGACGAAAGAACGCCGCAGCCCCUCCACAGCAACAACCAGACUACACUACCCCUCCGCCACCUGUUCCCGUCCCAGCUGAACAACCAAAGCCGUAUGUCGAGAUGAGCACCAGCCCUGCGGAAACAACCUCAAAUCCUGCCCCGUGGUUUGGGGCGCAUGAGAUUGGAUCAUCCAAGCCUGCGACUCAGCCGGUGGAGUUGUCGAGCUAGAUGGCGUUUCUGCUUUCAGAUUGAGAUACCAAUUUGUUUUUGGCGUGUAUACGAGCGAUGUUUAGUGUUUAUAGUAGCGAUGAUAAUAAUAUAGCAUUGAACGAUGGAUGCCUGUUCU
Molecule: messenger RNA, 1060 nt
Organism: Aspergillus wentii DTO 134E9
Lineage: Eukaryota; Fungi; Ascomycota; Eurotiomycetes; Eurotiales; Aspergillaceae
Exons: 2
Coding region: 187-942 (251 amino acids)
Source: RefSeq, a predicted model, not a curated record